AUGACAGGAUUAUCUCAAGAACAAUUGGAAACGUUUGAUCGUGAAGGCAUGCUUUGUCUUCCUGAUUUUCUCACUCCAGAACAAACUCAAUCAUUAUUAUCUCAUGCCAAAGAACUCCUUUCAAAAUGUGAUCUAUCCACCCAUCCCAGAACACAAUUCAAAACUAGUGAUAACGAUCAUAUUGGAGAUGAAUACUUUUUUAAUUCCUCAGAUAAGAUUAGUUAUUUCUUUGAUACUGAUGCUUUUGACGAAGAUGGACAAUUGAAAUAUCCUAUCGAACAAGCAAUUAAUAAAAUCGGACAUGGAUUACACAUGAAAGACUCCAUAUUCCAUCAAGUUACAUUUUCGACUAAGAUGAAAGAAAUAGCAAGGUCUUUGGGAUUUGAAGAUCCUCGCGUAUUACAAAGUAUGUGUAUUUUCAAACAACCCGUUUCUGACAAAGAAAUCGAACGAGACAAUGCAGUCCCUCCACAUACAGAUGCUACUUUCUUAUUUACCCAUCCUCAAACUGCAAUUGGGUUCUGGAUAGCUUUGGAAGAUUGUACCCCUGAAAAUGGGUGUUUGUCAUAUAAUCCAGGCACACAUAAGACCCAUCCCGUGACUAAGAGAUUUGUGAAAGUGGACGGCGGUGCCAAAGGAUGUAGCUUUAUCAAAGUUGGAGAAGAGGUCGAAGGGUUGAAAGAUGAUCCAGAUGAUUAUAAACUUGUGCCAUGUAAAGCAGGAUCAUUGGUUCUUAUUCAUAAUUCAGUAUUGCAUAAAUCCGAGAAGAAUAGAUCUAAUAAAUCUCGAUAUGCAUAUACAUUCCAUGUUAUCGAUGGGACUGCACAGUAUGAUGAGUUGAAUUGGUUACGAGUUCCCCCUGAUGCCACCAACGGCACCGAGUUUUCGAAAUUAUACGAAGAAUAA
Hemisphaericaspora subhashii is the source of this 906-nucleotide messenger RNA. RefSeq lists its product as uncharacterized. The transcript has a single exon. Bases 1 to 906 code for a protein of 301 amino acids. NCBI's taxonomy places the organism in Eukaryota, Fungi, Ascomycota, Pichiomycetes, Serinales, Debaryomycetaceae. The record is from RefSeq and is a predicted model, not a curated record.